Messenger RNA from Manihot esculenta (cassava), 3442 nucleotides. RefSeq names its product WD repeat-containing protein 44. The transcript is spliced from 8 exons. NCBI's taxonomy places the organism in Eukaryota, Viridiplantae, Streptophyta, Magnoliopsida, Malpighiales, Euphorbiaceae. Gene Ontology annotation, molecular function: protein binding. The record is from RefSeq and is a predicted model, not a curated record. The coding region runs from base 434 to 2578 and encodes 714 amino acids.
AAGAGCACACAACACUGCUUCUUGAAAACUCGUUUCUCGGGCCAUCCGUUCACGAAUACCAAGGAAACUCAUUCCUUUUCCUGUUUUACCCUUCUUAUUGUUUUCUUAUAAUUUAAUUUAUUAUAUUAUUUGUUUAUUAUUUAAUUAUUAUUAUUAUUAUAUUAUAUUGUAUCUGGGUUUUGUAGAAGUGUUCCUUUGCGUUCUAUUCUGUGUCUGUUGGAAGGAAGGAGGGGAAGGAAAGAGAGUCCAAAAAGCCGCGAAUUUUUAUGGAUGCUUCGAUCUAUACCUUCUUCAGUCUCAAAGCAAAUCUCCUAGAAACAACCCCAUUUCUUUGGGAUUGGUUGUGUUGAAGGAAAUUAUAUUUUACCACAUUGCCUUGGGCUUAAACGUUGGUUCCUUGAGGUGGGAUUUCAUGGGUUGAACUGAAAGAAUAAUGGGUAGCUUGAGUGAAGAAGAAUUUCGGUUUUUUGAUGCAAGUGAAGACAUUGCAUCAGUUUCUGAUGGAAAAUCCGACAUUCUUGAGACAUUUGAUUCCCAUUCUAGUGCUGAUAAUUCAAUUCCAAAUAGUCCUCAUUAUGAAAUAUGGAGGAAGAGCCCCUUAAGUGUUGAGGAGCGGCGGUGUAAGUUCUUAAAUUGGAUGGGGAUAGAAUUAGAUCAAAGUGCAAAUGAGAGUUCAUUUGCAGUAUGUAAUAUGGAAGGAGAGAUGUAUAGGAUUAGAGGGAGCAGUGGGGCUGUGUUGAGAAAAUCAAUUUUUGGGGAUGAGUUUUGUUCAACUCGGUCUACAAUGUCAUGUUGGUCUUGUGAUAACUCCAAUUUACUUGGGGAAUUGGGUUCAAAGGCGAAUUUUAUAUGUAGGGAAGGGACUUCUGGUGGUGUAAUGGUGUGUAAUGAUGAAGUGAGCUUGGAAAACUCUGUAACAGCUGAUGAAUCUGAAAACACUUCUGCACCAUCUCCCUCAUUCAAACAACUUUUAAUGAAGGAAACUGAGGAACCAAGUACUUUGAUGGGUACCCCGAAAAGGGCGAAGAACUGGUGGAUGAGUAGAUUGCGCUCCAUAGCUUGUGUUGUGGAUAAGCAACGAGAAGCUGAAAAACUGAGUCAUGAUGGUGAUGACAAACUAUUGGAGUACAGGGUACAGAGAGUAAAGGUUCGACAAUGUGGGAAGCGGACAAAGGAGCUUUCAGCUCUUUAUAAAGGGCAAGAUAUCCAGGCCCAUGAGGGUUCUAUUCGGACAAUGAAAUUCAGUCCUGACGGGCAGUACCUUGCAAGUGCUGGAGAAGAUAGAAUUGUGAGAGUGUGGCACGUGCUGGAAGAUGUGAGAUCAAAUGAACUUGACAUUCCAGAAAUAGAUCCAUCCUGCAUAUACUUCACUGUCAAUCAAUUAUCCGAGUUGAAACCCCUUUUUAUUGAUAAAGAGAAAACAGGUAAAUUGAGGAGCCUGCAAAAAACAUCGGAUUCUGCUUGUGUCAUUUUUCCUCCAAACAUUUUCCGGAUAUUGGAGAAACCACUGCAUGAAUUUCAUGGGCACAGUGGAGAGAUCUUGGAUCUCUCCUGGUCAAAGGAUCAUCAUUUACUGUCAGCUUCAGAGGAUAAAUCUGUUCGUCUAUGGCAUGUAGGAAGUGACCAUUGCCUUCGAGUCUUUUCCCACAGUAAUUACGUCACAUGUGUUCAGUUUAACCCUGUGGACAACAAUUAUUUCAUUAGUGGUUCCAUAGAUGGAAAAGUUCGCAUUUGGGGACUUCCUAGUUGCCAAGUUGUUGAUUGGACUGAUAUAAAAGAAAUAGUUACUGCAGUUUGUUAUCAUCCAAAUGGACAGGGAGUGAUUGUGGGUUCCAUAGGAGGCAAUUGUCGAUUUUUUAAUAUGUCAGAGAGUCACUUGCAACUCGACGCUCAGAUAUGUUUGUUCAGUAAAAAGAAGUCGCCUUGCAAAAGGAUAACUGGCUUCCAGUUCUUCCCACGAGACUCGACCAAAGUAAUGGUGACUUGUGCUGAUUCACAAAUUAGAAUUCUGAAAGGUCUUAACGUGAUUGGCAAAUACAGGGGUCUGAAAAAUGCAGCAAGCCAGAUAUCUGCAUGUUUUACUUCAGAUGGAAAGCAUAUUAUCUCAGCUUGUGAGGAUUCCAGUGUAUAUAUGUGGAAUUACAUCAAUCAGGAAGAACAUUUUCCUGCCCAAGCGAAAAAGAUAAGGUCUUGUGAGCGUUUCUCCACAAAUGCAUCAAUUGCAAUACCUUGGUGUGGCUUUCAACAUGCAAACCCAGAAAAUGGUGGAGGAUUUCACUUUUUAAAUGAUAAUUCAUCAGAAACUAUGCCAUUUUCUUCACCAGCUGGUUUUUCUCUGAGCCAAGGGUAUUUUCUAGAAUCCUUUCCCAAGGGUUCUGCAACUUGGCCAGAGGAAAAGCUUCCUUUGUCAAGCCAAUUGUCCCCAUCAUCAGCAAUGCACAAAUCCCAGUACAAGUUUCUGAAAGCUUCAUGUCAAAGUACAUCCAUUUCUCAUGGAUGGGAUUUAGUCAUAGUGACUGCAGGACGGGAUGGACGAAUCAGAUCAUUCCACAAUUAUGGAUUGCCGGUAUCUGUCUGAGAUUUUAGUGGUUUGGCAGUGCUUCGGAUAAUCAGAACGCGUCCCUUUGUUUGGGUUGUAUAGUAUGAGUAUCCCUUCCAUGGGUACGCUGCAAAUCUGUUGUUGUAUGAGCUAUCAAGUGUUAUUAGUUUUGCAGCAUGAACAGUUGCAGCAAGUCAGAUUAGCAUGAUUAUGCAGUAUUACAGUGUAGGUGGAUGUUUGAGAAUAUGAACUGGGCCCUUCUCAGAUAUCAGAGGUGCACUGGAACGGAAGAAUAUAAUGACACGUAGCAGCACUUCUAUGGUUGCUAUGUAUCCAGCAUGGGAUGAGCAAGUGGCUGAGGUUAACUUAUUUGGAUAUCCAGUUUAAUUUUACAAUUUGUUGAUUUUUUUUGUCUGGCAGUCCCAAAAGGGAAAUGCAAGUCAUGUGUUGGGAGAGACCGAUUAAAGAUGCUCUCUCUUUAUAAUGGAGGUGGCCGUGGGACCUUAGUAAAACUGAUUUCUUUGGCUAGCUAAAAUGGAAGAACGGAAUCAAGAUCGGGUGGUUCAAGUUAAUUUGGGGAAAGAAAUGGUGGGGAACUUUGCCAUUGUAGCAUGUUGGCUGAUCUGAAUGAUUGAAUUGUUUGUCUGCCAUUUUAGACCUCAUGGGUAGGGUCAAAAUUUUCAAGUCCUGUUCCACUGAAUGUCAUGUUUGAUUUGCCUAUUACUCUUUAACAUCUGCAAGCCAUCGCCAUUUUUAUUUUGGUGCACACAUUUCCAUUCUAAAGCUUGAAUCUCAUGAAUGCUGGCAGGCAGUCAACUAUUGUCCCGAAUCCCUUUGUGUUGCUAACAUAAUUUUGUACAUGUACUGUUAAAAUUUAUUCUAACCUCAGCUGGAUUUGCUAUA